UUACUAAUCUUCGCGAAAGGGAUAUUCCGUCAGUUUCUCAUUUUUCCAUUUUUUUCAUCAGCCGCCGCUGUAAAUUGUUGUUUUUGGUAGCUUUGCGUUAAUAAACACAACUCGACUUCACUUGACACAGAGUGUAUCCGUUGGGUCUAUUACCAUCAUUCUGCUAAAGCUAACCAAUCGUUAGGCUACGUCUUAUGAAUCUUCCACAUGAAACGCAGCAGGCAGCGAGCAGCAAAGCAGUGACCAAUAGGCUAAAAGCACCGAGCAUCUCUCCAUGCCUCGUGAUUUUGCUUUUGAAUGCAAGCAAACCUUAAAAUGAUCGUGCUGUCAUAGAAUUACAGUAUGAAAGUGGAUGAUUGCUCUGAAGUGCCAAUACCGAGUCUUGUUAUUUUAUGUGACAUUAAACUAUUAAUAAAGAACUUUCUACUUAUUAACAUAAACAAUCUGUGAUUAAAAACAUAUCAUGCUCUCCCACCCAAUCAAUAUUGUACCUUUUUCUACACAUAUUAGAAACUAACUUGCCAAUGAUCACGUAUAACGCAUUUCCAGUUACGCAAUCCUUGUUACUACACAUAACUAUGAUUAGCUAGGUUUAUACAGUACUUAUCAAUCCGAAUGAUAUGGCAGCCAGUAAGGUUAUGUGAAUGCACGAGGUAUGUCGUCGCUCACGGCUAUUCCACUUGUGUCGAAACUAUCCAAGGGGGUAAUACGUAUUCUGGGAUGUAAUCCCGGUCCCAUGACACUCCAAGGUACCAACACGUACCUCAUUGGCACAGGACUUAGGCGAAUUCUGAUAGACUCUGGCGAUGCCGAAACCGCGAACGAGUAUACUAAACUCUUGGAGGAGGUCCUGCAUAACGAGGGUGCUACAAUAGAACAUUUAAUCAUUACCCACUGGCAUCACGAUCAUAUUGGCGGCGUUGAGUCGGUAAAGAAUUUAUUGAAACUUCGAAAUACUAGAGCAAAGUCACCCACUGUCUGGAAACUAUCAAGAUCCUUAGAAGACCGUGGGAAUGAUGGCCAGGAAGAGUCCUACUCUGUUGAAUGGCGUAGUAUGAACGAUGGUCAAUUAUUUGAAGUCGACGGUGCUAAACUUCAAAUUCACCAUACUCCUGGUCACACUACGGAUCAUGCAUGCCUGACACUCUUGGAGGACAAUUCAUUAUUUAGUGGGGACUGUAUAUUAGGCGAAGGUACAGCAGUCUUUGAAGAUUUACACGACUAUAUCUUGUCCCUGGAGAAGAUCAUACAGAUGACUCCAAAGGUCAUUUACCCGGGUCAUGGACCAGUCAUUGAGAGUCCUGUACCACGCAUUCAAUAUUACAUCAGACAUCGUCAACAAAGGGAAAACGAAAUCCUAAAGGUUCUGCAAGAACAUGGAACUAUGAACUCGUUAUCUGAAAUGGAUAUAGUGCAACGUAUAUACACGGAGACUCCAGAAAAUCUAUGGAACGCAGCUGCUGCAAACGUACGUCAUCACCUUGAGAAAUUGCUCAAGGAGCGCAAAGUACGUGGGGAAAACGGUGCCUGGUUUUCGAACAUUUAAGACAAAUUAAUAUACUCGAUUACAUAACGAUAAAAAUUAUGUAAUCAUUCACGUAAUUGUUGUAUUCAUAUCGUUACUACUUACGCUUAUUAAAUAUUUCAUAUUGUUGCAUCAUGCUUGUCAAUUAUACAUUUUAUGAAAGUAAUAGAAUUGCUCGUCUGCAUCAAAAUAUAGAGCGCAUAAAUUUCAUUCAAUAAAUCGACGAACUAUUUCCCACCGGAUCAACGCGGUGUCACGAUUUUAUGCAAAAAAAGAAUUGCUGUGAAACAUUUAUUCAACUCAUAGGAAGUAACGAUGAUAGUACAUGUUUAUGAGACUUUUUUUUAAAAAUAAGCUCUGUAUACUACUAUGAUGUGCGCAAUGUGUAGAAUACGUGUCAUAGAUAUUUUUAUGAUAUACAUAGAAUAUUGUUUGAA
This is a messenger RNA of Cephus cinctus (wheat stem sawfly), 1962 nucleotides long. Its product is annotated as beta-lactamase-like protein 2 homolog. NCBI's taxonomy places the organism in Eukaryota, Metazoa, Arthropoda, Insecta, Hymenoptera, Cephidae. Bases 656 to 1546 code for a protein of 296 amino acids. Gene Ontology annotation, cellular component: mitochondrial matrix. The record is from RefSeq and is a predicted model, not a curated record. The transcript is spliced from 3 exons. Gene Ontology annotation, molecular function: RNA endonuclease activity; single-stranded RNA binding.